Messenger RNA from Sapajus apella (tufted capuchin), 5214 nucleotides. It is a transcript of the gene ALS2CL, whose product is annotated as ALS2 C-terminal like. Lineage: Eukaryota; Metazoa; Chordata; Mammalia; Primates; Cebidae. The record is from RefSeq and is a predicted model, not a curated record. Bases 394 to 3255 code for a protein of 953 amino acids. The transcript is spliced from 28 exons.
AGCCCGUCCAGGUGGGGGCUCCCGCCUCCGCACGCCCUCGGCAGCCGCAGUCCCCGCCCCGCUCCUCGGUCCCGGCGGCAGCCACCCCCGGUCGUCCGAGUCCCUCCUAAGACCCCCCUCGGCUCCCGCGGGGCUCACAGCGUCGUCCUCCCCGCCUGGCUGCCCGCGGGCUCGAGUUCGGGGCAGCGCCGGGAGCCCGACCUGAGCCGUGGUGCCAGGCCCGCGGGGAGACUGCCAGGAGGAGGGCAGUGCGUCUCUCUACUGUCCCCCACUGGGCACCAGACAACGAAGGGGCUUCCAGGGCAGCCCAGGAAAAAGCCUCCACAGCAAGCAGGGCUUCCCUGCCUCUGCAGACCAGGAAAUACCAGAGAGGCCGAGUCCGGCACCCCGGCCAUGUGCAGCCCUGAGGAGGCGGCCCUGCUGCGGCUGGAGGAGGUCUUCUUAGCCACCCUCGCCCGUGUCAACAGCCUUGUCCUCAAGCCCCUGCUUCUAGCUGCCCCAGAGCCCUCAGAUUCCUGGGGCAGAGAAUGCCUGCAGCUCCUGCAACAGCUGCACAAGAGCUCCCAGCAGCUCUGGGAAGUGACGGAGGAAAGUCUGCACUCACUGCAGGAGAGGCUGCGUCACCCGGACUCCACCGGUCUGGAGUCCCUGCUGCUGCUGCGAGAUGCUGACCGUGUCCUGCAGGCCCAUGUGGAGUAUAUCAAGUCUUACACAAGCUGCAUGGUGGUGCAGGCCUUCCAGAAGGCAGCAAGGAGGAGAGGCGAGUAUUGGCGGGGCCAACGGAAGGCGCUGCGCCAGCUGCUGUCAGGCCUGAGCUCAGAGGGCUCGGUGGGCGCAUCGCUGGGCCAGGCCCUCCACCAGCCACUCGCCCAUCAUGUGCAACAGUACGUGCUCCUCCUGCUGAGCCUCGGGGACACCACUGGGGAGCAUCACCCAUCCUGGGCGCUGGUGGUGAACGCAAUCACCGUCUUUGGGAACCUGCAAUCCUUCAUGAAGCAGGCAUUGGACCAGGCUGCGGCCAUGCAGGCUCUCUGGCACACCCUGAGAGGCCGGCCAAGGGAUGUCCUCUGCACCCCUGCUCACAGACUCCUGCAGGACAGCCACGACGUGCCCGUGACAGUUUCACCCCUGCGGGCUGAGCGUGUGCUGCUUUUCGAUGAUGUCCUCGUUUUGCUGCAGGGCCACAACGUCCACAGCUUUGAUCUGAGGCUGGUGUGGGUGGAUCCUGGGCAGGACGGGCGCACAUUUCACCUCCUCACGCCGGAAGAAGAGUUCUCCUUCUGUGCCAAGGACUCCCAGGGCCAGGCCGUCUGGCAGUGGAAGGUGACCCAGGCCGUUCGCCAGGCCCUGCGAGGGAAGAAGGACUUCCCUGUGCUGGGGGCUGGCCUGGAGCCCCCCGAGCCUCCUGCCCACCGCUGUGCAGCAUAUACCUUCCGCGCGGAGGGCCGGCUCUGCCAGGCCACCUACGAGGGCGAGUGGUGCAGGGGCCGGCCCCAUGGCAAGGGAACCCUGAAAUGGCCGGAUGGGCGGAAUCACGCGGGGAAUUUCUGCCAGGGCCUGGAGCACGGCUUCGGCAUCUGCCUGCUGCCCCAGGCCUCGGAGGACAGGUUCGACUGUUACAAGUGUCACUGGCGAGACGGCAUUAUGUGUGGCUACGGCAUCUGUGAGUACAGCACCGACGAGGUGUACAAGGGUUACUUCCAGGAGGGCCUGCGGCACGGCUUUGGGGUCCUUGAGAGUGGCCCACAGACCCCCCAGCCCUUCAGAUACACGGGCCACUGGGAGAGGGGCCAGAAGAGCGGCUAUGGCGUUGAGGAGGACAGUGACAGGGGUGAGCGCUACAUUGGCAUGUGGCAGGCUGGUCAGCGCCACGGCCCGGGAGUCAUGGUCACCCAGGCAGGUGUCUGCUACCAGGGCACCUUCCAGGCGGACAAGAUCGUGGGCGCAGGCAUCCUCCUCUCUGAAGACGACUCCCUGUAUGAGGGCAGCUUCAGCAGGGACCUGACCCUCAUGGGGAAGGGCAAGGUCACCUUCCCCAAUGGCUUCACCCUGGAGGGCUCGUUUGGCAGUGGGGCAGGGAGAGGACUGCACACACAGGGUGUGCUGGACACGGCCGCCCUCCCACCAGACCCGAGCAGCACCCGCAAGAGGCAGCUGGGCCUGGGUGCCUUCCCUGUGGAAAGCCGCUGGCAGGGAGUCUACAGCCCCUUCCGGGACUUUGUGUGUGCUGGCUGCCCCGGGGACCUGCAGGAGGCCCUGCUGGGCUUCCACGUGCAGAGCUCCAGGAAGCUGCGCAAGUCUCAGGAUUACCUGUGCUGCGAGAGGGCCCACCCCAAGGACAGUGGGGGCAGUAUGGAAGACAUCCUGGAGGAGCUGCUGCAGCAUCGGGAGUCCAAGGCCCUGCAGCCGUACCUCAGGAAGGCUCUGAGCAACUCACUGCACCCCCUGGGAAAGCUGCUCCGGACACUGAUGCUGACCUUCCAGGCCACCUACGCAGGUGUCGGGGCCAACAAGCACCUGCAGGAGCUGGCCCAGGAGGAGGUGAAGCAGCACGCGCGGGAACUCUGGGCCGCCUACAGGAGUCUCCUGCGAGUUGCCUUACAGCGCAAGGGCCAGACCCUGGAGGAGGAUGAAGACGCAGAGACAAGGGACCUCCAGGUGCAUGGAUUGGUGCUGCCCCUCAUGCUGCCCAGCUUCUACUCAGAGCUCUUCACACUCUACCUGCUGCUUCACGAGCGGGAGGACAGCUUCUACAGCCAGGGCAUCGCCAACCUGAGCCUCUUCCCCGACACCCAGCUGCUGGAGUUCCUGGAUGUGCAGAAGCACUUGUGGCCCCUCAAGGACCUCAGGCUGACGAGCAAUCAGAGGUGCUCCCUGGUCAGGGACAAGUGCUUCCUGUCAGCCACCGAGUGCCUGCAGAAGAUCAUGACCACGGUGGAUCCACGGGAGAAGCUGGAGGUGCUGGAGAGGACGUACGGGGAGAUUGAGGGCACCGUGUCGCGGGUGCUGGGUCGGGAGUACAAGCUGCCCAUGGACGACCUGCUGCCGCUGCUCAUCUACGUGGUGUCACGUGCCCGAAUUCAGCACCUGGGAGCUGAGAUCCACCUGAUCCGUGACAUGAUGGACCCCAUCCACACAGGAGGCCUGUAUGACUUCCUGCUCACGGCCCUGGAGUCCUGUUACGAGCACAUCCAGAAAGAAGACAUGAGGCUGCGCCACUUACCUGGCCACUGGCACUCCAGGGAGCUCUGGUAGCUUGGCCUCUCCUGGACAGACUGCAGAGCUGAGCAGGGCACUGCCAGUCUGUCCCUCAUCACCCAAGGCAAAGGGCAGGACAGGCCCUUGGAGGCAGCUCUUGGAGGAGACGAUCAUUUGUUUUGCACAGGAAGAUGCUUCUGCCCUGCCUGGCAUGAGAGUGAGGGGUGAUGGACGUGGCCCAGGACCUGGUGGAUUUCCCUUGGCCACUUGCCAAUCUCCAAUGACCCCUUAAUCUGCAGCAGCUCACAGGCUGGGCGUGAGGAGCCCCUGGCUUCUCUUAGCCUGAGCGUUUCUCCCAAGUUACGGAGCCUCAGUGCUGCCAUCUGUACAAUGGGAGUGAGUAGGCUAUAAAGGACCUUCCACCCAUCUUGCUGAAUUCCAGUGUCCUUUCAGAAGGCUGACUUUAGUCUGUUGGGCUGUACUGAAAUUCUCAUGUCACUGUUGGUCUCUUACCUGUUUCUCUACUCCUGGUUGGAAGGCUGUGAGCUGCAGCGCCUUCUACCUACCACUGUUUAUCUGGCCCUUUUCCCUCAGGUGGUCUCGUGGGGGACUUGCCUCCUUCCCAGCUCUGUCCCUGGGCCAAAAGCUCCUACUCCACUUCAACCUGCUGGGUGACCUCUGGCAGGCCCUAAGCCUCACUGGGUAUGCAGUCAACAGGAUGGGCCUGUAGGUCUGUGAACUGCAGGCCACGUACCCAUGACGUAAAUGGCGGCGCUGGAGCAAGCUGGGGUGGGGAGGGGAGGAAGCCUCACUGCCAGCAGGCUCCACAUGGCCCGUGAGUCACACGCCUGUGGCAUCUGUGGGCCUGCCUGACGGUGGACAGCAGGGGCACAUGACACCUGCCUGGGCCCUGACCAGUAAGCCCCUUGGAUGCGAGACCCUGCUGGGGUUGGGGAGCAGGGGUAGCUUUGGGAGGGGGGGACUUUAUUUAAACAGUGGUUCUAGUGUGGGACCAAGAGAGGCAGGAGCUGGGUCUUGGGGCAGCUUCAUUCCUGCUGGGUCUCAGUUUCUUUUCCCCACACUGAGGGGCUUGGGCCAGGUGACCUGCAGGGUCUCCCUCUGUCCUAACAGGAGAUGCAUGAUGACAGGCAGUGUGAUAUGUUCUGAAAGGGUCCAAGGCAAAUCAUAGGGAGAGGGUGGGUUUGUGCAGGGUGCAGCCCCGGAGAAGAGGUGGAUCGCUCCUGGUCCCACUCCUGCUGAGCAAGUCAGGCUCCUGGCUCUGCGCAUGGCUCCCCCAAUGAAGUACUGACCUCAGCCUAUGAGGAGGGGCUGAGGGAGGCUCUGGAAAGCCCAGUCACACCUGAAUCCCCCUGAAUCAGGGCAGAGGGCACCUGCAGAGCCCCAGAGAUGAUGUGGGCAACGAGCAGAGAGAGACCGGUGCCUCUGUUCACCGCCACCUCCUUAGGAAGAAAGAAAGCCUUUCUCUGGCUGGUUCCACUAAAUGUGCCAGCCCAAAUGUAGGGCACGGACUCUGGUUCUGCCAGGAGCCUGUGACACUCCCAAGAAGGGGGUGGAACUGAGGAAGAGCGAGGAUGUGUAGGAUGCACAGGCACUCAUGCUUACCAGAGACUGUGGCAGCUCACUAGGAUUCUAAUCCCUUGCAACUGGUGUCAGCCAGCUCUCGUUCCCGGACAAGCAAGGACAGCCUGACCCUGCCCUCACAUGCAGCCAGCCCCAAGUUCCGGCAAUGCUGCCAGGAACCCCUCAUACUUCCCUGCCUCCUUUGGGAUUUGCGAACCCUUGUUGCAGUUCAGAUUCCACAAGACCCUCUGCCCACCCUCUCACUAGGCCUCACCCAACCAGUGAAACUGGAGCCUCUGGCUAUGCACAGUGGCUCACUUUGGGAGGCUGAGGCAGGAAGAUUUCUGGAAUCUGAGAGUUCAAGACCAACCUGGGCAACAUAGUGAGACCCUGUCUGUACAAAAAUAAAAUAAAAUAAAAAAGUGAUUAGCUGGG